Molecule: messenger RNA, 2988 nt
Organism: Triticum turgidum subsp. durum (durum wheat)
Lineage: Eukaryota; Viridiplantae; Streptophyta; Magnoliopsida; Poales; Poaceae
Source: the annotation of a GenBank genome assembly
AUGAUCUCACUACUACAAUGCGCUGACAAAACCAGGGAGCCUUCCAAUCCUGUAACUCCCUCCUUAAAACCCCUCUGCCCACACUCCCCACUCUCUCCACCCACCAAGCCCACAACCAUGGCUGCGCUCCACCGCCUCCUUCUCCUCCUCCUUCCUCUCGUCGGCCUCCUAGUUCUACUCCCACUCCCGAUUGCCGCCUUCGACGACGCCAGUUACCUCCUCGCCGCCAAGGCUGUGCUCUCUGACCCCGCCGGCGCCCUCUCCGUCUGGGAUGCCGGGUCCAGCCAUUCCCUCUGCGCGUGGCCGCACGUGUUGUGCGCCGGAAAAUCCACCGCCGUGGCCGGGCUCUACCUCGUCAAGCUCUCCCUCGCCGGCGGCUUCCCGGCCUCGGUUUGCUCGUUGAGGUCCCUGCAGCACCUCGACCUCUCCCAGAACGACCUAGUGGGCCCUCUGCCCGCCUGCCUCACCGCCCUCCCUGCACUCUUGAACCUCACCCUCGCCGGGAACGGCUUCUCCGGCGAGGUCCCGCCGGCUUACGGCGGCGGCUUCCGGUCGCUCGUCGUGCUCAACCUGGUCCAGAACUCCAUCUCCGGCGAGUUCCCCUGGUUCCUGGCCAAAAUCAGCACCCUCCAGGAGCUCCUGCUCGCCUACAACGCGUUCACGCCGUCGCCGUUGCCGGAGAAGCUCGGCGACCUCGCCGACCUCCGGGAGCUGUUUCUCGCCAACUGCUCCCUGAGCGGUAAAAUCCCUCCUUCCAUCGGAAACCUCGGGAAUCUCGUCAAUCUGGACCUCUCCAUGAACGCCCUCUCCGGCGAGAUACCCAGGAGCAUUGGGAAUUUGAGUUCUCUGGUCCAGAUGGAGCUCUACAAGAACCAGCUCUCCGGGAGGAUACCGGUGGGGCUGGGGGGUCUCAAGAAGCUCCGGUUCUUGGACAUCUCCAUGAACCGGCUAACCGGCGAGAUACCGGAGGACAUUUUCGCCGCGCCAAGCCUGGAGAGCGUGCACAUUUAUCAGAACAACCUGACCGGGCGCUUGCCGGCGUCGCUGGGGGCGGCGACGCGUCUUGCCGAUCUAAGGAUGUUCGGCAACCAGAUCGAGGGGCCGUUCCCGCCGGAGUUCGGGAAGCAUUGCCCCCUCGGGUUCCUGGACAUGUCGGACAACCGUAUGUCGGGACCAAUCCCGGCGACGCUGUGCGCUUCAGGGAAGCUGGCGCAGCUCAUGCUGCUGGACAACCAGUUCGAGGGCGCCAUUCCGGCGGAGUUCGGGCAAUGCCGGACACUGACGAGGGUCCGGCUGCAGAACAACCGCCUCUCCGGGUCCGUGCCGCCGGAAUUCUGGGCGCUUCCUCUUGUCCAGAUGCUCGAGCUUCGUUCCAAUGCUCUGUCCGGCACGGUCGAUCCUGCCAUUGGCGGUGCCAAGAACCUGUUCGACCUGCUCAUACAGGGCAACCGAUUCACCGGCGUUCUGCCAGCCGAGCUGGGGAAUUUGUCCUUGCUGCGAAGGCUUCUUGCAUCAGACAACAACUUCUCCGGUCCGGUGCCGCCGUCGCUCGUCGAGCUUUCUGAGCUAUCCCAGCUCGACCUGAGCAACAAUUCCCUCUCCGGGGAGAUCCCACGGAAGAUUGGACAGCUGAAGCAGCUGACAGUGCUGAACCUUUCGCACAACCACCUCGCCGGGACGAUCCCUCCAGAGCUCGGGGAAAUCCACCGGAUGAACUCGCUGGACUUGUCGGAGAACGAGCUCUCCGGCGAGGUGCCCGUGCAACUGCAGAAUCUCGUGCUCUCUGCUUUCAACCUGUCGUAUAACAAGCUCAGUGGACCUCUGCCUCUCUUCUUCAGUGCCACGUACCAGCAGAGCUUCUUGGGUAACCCCGGCCUGUGCCAUGGGGUAUGCGCAGGCAACGACGACCACGGUGCCAUCCCAGCCGCCAGAGUCCACCUGAUCGUCUCCAUCCUCGCGGCAUCUGCCAUCGUCCUGCUCAUGGGUUUAGCAUGGUUCACUUACAAGUACAGAAGCUACAAGAAGCGUGCCGCUGAAAUCAGUGCUGUCGAGUCAAGUUGGGACCUCACAUCCUUCCACAAGGUGGAGUUCAGUGAGAUGGACAUAGUGAACAGCCUCGACGAGAACAACGUGAUCGGCAAGGGUGCGGCAGGGAAGGUGUACAAGGUGGUUGUUGGGCCUAGCAGUGAGGCCAUGGCUGUCAAGAAGCUCUGGGACAGCGACGUCGAAAGCAAGAAGAAGAGGAACGAUACUUUUGAGGCUGAGGUGGCCACACUGAGCAAUGUCAGGCACAAGAACAUCGUCAAGCUCUUCUGCUGCGUGACCAACGGCACCUGCCGGCUGCUUGUCUACGAGUACAUGCCGAAUGGCAGCCUGGGGGACUUCCUCCACAGUGCCAAAGCCGGCAUCCUGGAUUGGCCAACGAGGUAUAAGAUCGCGGUCCAUGCCGCCGAGGGCCUCUCCUACUUGCACCAUGACUGCGUGCCCUCGAUCGUCCACCGGGACGUGAAGUCGAACAACAUUUUGCUCGAUGCGGAGUUCGGCGCAAAGGUUGCGGACUUUGGUGUUGCAAAGACUAUUGAGAAUGGGCCGGCCACCAUGUCAGUCAUCGCUGGCUCCUGUGGUUACAUUGCUCCUGAGUAUGCCUACACCCUCCAUGUAACCGAGAAGAGCGACGUGUACAGCUUUGGCGUGGUCAUUCUGGAGCUCGUCACCGGCAAGAGGCCCAUGGCGCCAGAGAUCGGCGAGAAGCACCUGGUGGUCUGGGUUUGCGACAAUGUCGAUCAGCAUGGUGCGGAGUCUGUUCUUGAUCACAGGCUUGUUGGCCAGUCCCAUGAUGAGAUGUGCAAGGUUCUGAACAUCGGCCUGCUGUGCGUCAACACCGUCCCGACCAAACGUCCACCGAUGAGGGCUGUGGUGAAGAUGCUGCAAGAGGUUGGGGGACAGAACAAGCCCAAGGCGAAGGAGGAGGUGGCCCCUUCUCUCUGA